AUGCCUACCAUAUCAUGCGACAAAUAUGACCUCUUCGAGGCGCUGGGGCAGAAAUACACCACAGCCGAGUUCGAGGACCUCUGCUUCGACUUCGGCAUCGAGCUGGAUGAGGACACGGAGAACGACGACAGACCGACGGUCAAUGGCGUACAAGAGCCUCCCCAACUCAAGAUCGAGAUCCCCGCCAACCGAUAUGACAUGCUAUGUUUCGAGGGCAUCGCCCUCAUGUUAAACAUCUUCCGCGAGAAGCAGUCCGUCCCGAACUUCAGACUGAUACAACCGGCGGCCGGCGACCUAACGACGAUCACGGUGCUGGAGGACACUACGAAGGUUCGGCCGCUGGUUGCGGGUGCCAUCUUGCGCAAUGUCAAGUUCACCCAGAAGAGCUAUGACUCCUUCAUCGGACUACAAGACAAGCUGCACCAGAACCUUGCCCGAGGCCGCUCCCUAGUCGCCAUUGGUACCCACGAUCUGGAUACGGUGCAAGGUCCUUUCACGUACGAGGCGCGACCACCGAAGGAUAUCAGCUUCACGCCCCUAAACCAGACGAAGAAGAUGACAGGAGAGGAGAUGAUGGCUUUCUACGAGAAGGACAAGCACCUGGGGAGAUAUCUACACAUCAUUCGGGACAAGCCAGUCUACCCAGUUAUCUACGACGCCAACAGAGAAGUCUGCUCGAUGCCGCCGAUUAUCAACGGCGACCGCUCCAAGAUCACACUCAACAGCAAAAACGUCUUCAUAGAAUGCACAGCAACCGACGCGACGAAGCUGGACAUCGUCGUCAACAUGAUGGUAGCCAUGUUCUCGUGCUACUGCGCGGAGGAGUUCACCGUCGAGCCCGUCAAGAUCAUCUCGGACCACAACGGCCAGACAAGGAUAACGCCGAACCUCAACCACCGGUCGCAGAUGGUCGAGAUCGACUACCUGAACGACUGCCUCGGGCUCUCCGAAUCGCCCGAGGUGAUGUGCAAGCUGCUUUCCAAGAUGGCGCUCGACGCCAAGCCGUCCGGCAGCGACAAGAACCUGAUCGAGGUGUCGAUACCGCCGACGCGCGCGGACAUCCUGCAGCGGUGCGACAUCAUGGAGGACCUGGGUAUCGCGUACGGGUUCAACAAGCUGCCGCGCAUGACGGUGAACAAGAACGUGGGCGCGCCGCUGACGCUCAACAAGCUGAGCGACAUCGUGCGAACCGAGUGCGGCAUGGCGGGCUGGUCCGAGGUGAUGCCGCUGAUCCUGUGCAGCCACGCCGAGAACUUCGCGUGGCUCAACCGCGCCGACGACGGCACCUCGGCCGUGCGCCUCGCCAACCCCAAGACGGCCGAGUACCAGAUCGUGCGCACGUCGCUGCUGCCGGGCCUGCUCAAGACCAUCCGCGAGAACAACCACCACCGCGUGCCCAUCAAGGUCUUCGAGACGGCCGACGUGGCCUUCAAGGACGACACCGUCGAGCGCCGCGCCCGCAACGAGCGCCACUUCUCGGCCGCCUGGUACGGCCGCAGCAGCGGCUUCGAGGAGGUUCACGGCCUGCUCGACCGCGUCAUGCUGACGCUGAAACAGGCCUUCGUGUCGCGCGAGGAGGGCCUCCCCGCCAGCGGCGCCAAGAACAUGGACUUCGAGGUCCGCCAGGACCAUACCAAGCGCGACGGCUACUGGCUCGAGCCUAUCGACGAGGCGACCUUCUUCGGCGGCCGCGCCGCCGCCAUCUACCUCCGUCUCGGUGGCAAGGAGGUCCGCAUCGGCGAGCUCGGCAUCCUGCACCCCACCGUUCUUGAGAAGUUCGACAUCAAAUACCCCGUCAGCACCCUCGAGGUGAAUAUAGAGGCUCUGUUAUAA
Anthostomella pinea is the source of this 1833-nucleotide messenger RNA. Lineage: Eukaryota; Fungi; Ascomycota; Sordariomycetes; Xylariales; Xylariaceae. The record is from the annotation of a GenBank genome assembly.